This is a messenger RNA of Poecilia latipinna (sailfin molly), 4218 nucleotides long. It is a transcript of the gene man1b1a, whose product is annotated as mannosidase, alpha, class 1B, member 1a. The transcript is spliced from 14 exons. NCBI's taxonomy places the organism in Eukaryota, Metazoa, Chordata, Actinopteri, Cyprinodontiformes, Poeciliidae. The record is from RefSeq and is a predicted model, not a curated record. Gene Ontology annotation, molecular function: mannosyl-oligosaccharide 1,2-alpha-mannosidase activity; calcium ion binding. The coding region runs from base 389 to 2395 and encodes 668 amino acids. Gene Ontology annotation, cellular component: endoplasmic reticulum; membrane. Gene Ontology annotation, biological process: carbohydrate metabolic process; mannose trimming involved in glycoprotein ERAD pathway.
GUCCUGACGUUACGCACGUCACGUGACUUACGUCACCGGUUUGUUCCUUUCCGCAUCUACCUGGUGGUUCAUUCUGUAACUUUAACAUCAUUUUCCCCUGGUUUAACCUGCUUGUCGUCUCAUGUAGCAGCUUUUUGUUGGGUGUGAAAGUCGUUCAGGUUUGUUUUUUUCUACUGGGCUGCGGUUCUGGACCUGGAAAGGUUUUAUUUUUCAUGCGGAAGCCACUGGAAGAGGCGGGCUAGCCUCUGGAAGCUAACAGCUGUUUGGGUUUCAGCAGCGGAAAGUCGCUGUCAGGGAGCCGAGCUGCCUCAACGGUGAGAGGGGGAAGAAAACCGAAGCUUUAAUCUGUCAUCUGAUGGUUCUAUGACCUUUGACCCCAUCAUCCAGGAUGUACCCCCCUCCCAGGAAGGACUUCAUCGCGCUGACCCUGAGCGACCCCCACAGUCACACCUACAACAACGGCAAACACCGGAGACAGUCCUGCUGGAGGAAAUGGAAGCAGCUUUCUCGGCUGCAGCGGAGCCUCAUCCUCUUCCUGCUGGCUCUAAUGCUCGUGUUCGCGCUGCUCUCCUUCUCCAGCGUCGCGGAGCAGCGGAGAGGGCGGUCCGAUACGGAGGACUGGCUGGAGCUGAGAGACAGAGGCCUGGUUCCCCCGGUUCUGAAGCCGGCUGAAAGCAGAGGUCCGGCAGCCGGGCCCCAUGCGGAGCCAGCUGACCCGAUGGAGCCCAGAGGACCGAACAUCCCUGCUUUGGCUAGGCCGCCCACCAAGAGGAAGCCAUUUCCCAACAAAAGAGCUCCACCAAACUCCCGAAAAGAAGGAAAUGCUUCGGACACGGUGAGCGACGCAAAGCAGAACCAGGAAGUGGUUCGGGAAGAAGCUGGCGAGGAGGAGGAGGAUGAGGAGAAGGUUAUCAGCAGGAGAGGAGCCGAGCCGGCCACAGAACCGCCGUCCAAUCAGAAAGAAGCUGUGGAGCCUCAGGCGCCGGCCGAACCUGCAGCCUCCGUCCAUCAGCAAGUUUCCCCCGGAGCGGCGGAGCGUCUAGAGGCCGUCCGUGACGCCUUCAGGCACGCUUGGAAAGCCUAUCGGGAAUACGCCUGGGGUCACGACGAGCUCAAACCCAUCUCCAAGUCAUUCAGCGAAUGGUUCGGCUUGGGCCUGACGCUCAUCGACUCUCUGGACACCAUGUGGAUUAUGGGCCUAAAAGAAGAAUUUGCUGAAGCUAGAAGCUGGGUGGAGAAAGAGCUUUCCUUUGACAAGAACGUGGAGGUGAAUCUUUUUGAGACGACCAUUCGGAUUCUGGGCGGACUGCUGAGCUGCUACCACCUGACAGGAGACCAGCUCUUCUUAGACAAAGCUAAAGACCUGGGGUCCCGACUGAUGCCGGCCUUCAAGACGCCUUCAAAGAUCCCGUUUUCAGACGUCAACAUCGGGAAGGGGACGGCGCACCCGCCGCGGUGGACGUCAGACAGCACGGUCGCCGAGGUCACCAGCAUUCAGCUGGAGUUCAGGGAGCUGAGCCACCUGACCCAGGACCCCCAGUACCAGGACGCCGUGAACGAGGUGAUGCGGCUCGUCCACAAGCUGCCAGGGAAACAUGACGGCUUGGUUCCCAUGUUCAUCAACACCAACAGCGGCCAGUUCUCCCAUAAAGGCGUUUUCACGCUGGGCGCGCGGGCCGACAGCUACUACGAAUACCUGCUGAAGCAGUGGAUCCAGGGCGGGAAGACCGAGGACGAGCUGCUGGAGGAUUACCUGCAGGCGGUGGAAGGAGUGAAGAAGCACCUGGUGAGGCAGACCGGACCCGGCAGGCUCACCUUCAUCGGAGAACUCUCCCACAACCGCUUCAACCCCAAAAUGGACCACCUGGUGUGCUUCCUGCCAGGGACUCUGGCUCUGGGGGUGCACAGCGGCCUGCCGCCGGACCACAUGGACCUGGCCCAGCAGCUGAUGGAGACCUGCCACCAGAUGUACAGGCAGAUGGAGACGGGGCUCAGCCCAGAGAUCGCUCACUUCAACAUGCAGGGCAGCGAAGGCCAGGAUGUUUCUGUGAAGCCUGCCGACAGACACAAUCUGCUGCGCCCCGAGACGGUGGAGAGCCUGUUCUACAUGUACCGGUUCACCAAGGAGGCCAAGUACAGAGACUGGGGCUGGGACAUCCUGCAGAGCUUCAACGCCUACACCAAGGUCCCUGGCGGCGGCUACACGUCCAUCAACAACGUCCGUGACCCCUCUAACCCCGGCCCCCGGGACAAGAUGGAGAGCUUCUUCCUGGGCGAGACGCUGAAGUAUCUCUACCUGCUGUUCUCCGACGACGACGAGCUGCUCAGCCUAGACAAGUACGUCUUCAACACCGAGGCUCACCCUCUGCCCAUAUGGCCUUCGCCGCCCAAAUGAAGCCCGGAGUCCUGCAAGGUCCAGGUUUUGGCCUCCUUUAUUUUUCCUAAGGAAAAGGUUUCAUAUCUGAACUCGGAUCAGACUCACCAGAACACUUUGUUAUGACUCAGUUAUCAAUUAAUGACUGUAUAUUUUCUAAUUUUGGGUUAUUAUACGAGGUGGAAAUCACUCAUUAGUGCCAUUUAAUGUCUGAACUGUAUAUUUAGUGGUGAUUUAUCACUUCUGUGGGUAAAUAAUGGAAAUGUUUAAUAAAUGAAUGACUCAGGCUGACAUUCUUAAUGAACCAGGUUCUUCAAUGAAUGUAGUUUAUUUUUUUCCGGGUUAAUUUAUGUUUAUUUAUUUGGGUUUCAUGGAUGUUUUUGUUUUCUGUUACUUGGAAAUUCACUUUAUAUGAGGGGAUUUAUUAAACUGUCUGGACCUGAGAAGGACUCGCAAUCGACUCUGACCUGGAAGAAACUUGUAUAGAAAAUAUUUUUGAAAGUUAGAUGGAGAAAGACAAUUAAUUUUUUCCUACGACAAACUAUUAUGGCCAUCGUACAUGUUGAGGUUUUCCGCAGAGAUUCUCGCAAAAUCAACAAAUUCUCUGAAUUUUUGUGAUUGUGAUUUAUUGCAAAUUUUACAGAGAAAUUGUCAAAAUCAUCGGGUUAAAGUGAUACAAACUCCCACCUGUAGGGGGCAGUAUUUCUUUGUUCUAGUGCUCUGCUACCUCAGCUUUAAUUGAUGUCAAAUUAACAAAAACAAAGUCUCAUUUACCGUCAUAAACAAAGCGCCAUCCCUCUAUUCUCCAGGACAGUUACAGGAAAUUAUCACUACAUUUCUCACGAAGCACCUUGGAAUCUUGGAGUUACACAAAAAUACAGUAAAUUGUUCUCAAAACAGUAAAUUUUAACCAAACUGCUCAGACAUUUUCAGAUUUAUUUAACAUAUUUACAAGAAAAUAAUUUUUUUUUCCAAAGGGUACAAAUCAUCAGAAUCCGUUGAUUUUAACUAUUUUUUAUUUUAUUUUUUUCAUUUUAUUUUCUACUUGCUAGUUAUUUUUCUCUUACAAACAUGAAAUUGAUCUCAAAAUUUCCAAGGGCUUUUGGCAGAAAAUCAUUGUCUAUGUAUAAUUACUGUAAUACUUAGUCAUAGUUUUCAUUUUUUUCCUGUAUCAGGAAAAAUUAGAAGAAAAAAAAAACAAGAUUUGGGGGAUAAAAAGAUAUAUAAAACUUUUUUAAAUAUGAAGUAAACUAAUGAGUAAAUAAUGAAGAAUCCAGAUAUAAUGUAAUACGUUUACAUCAAUUCAACACUACUUUGACUCUUUAAGUCUGGAUUUGAUGAAGGUUAAAGAAUCAAAUCUUCACUUUAAUCUGUGGUGGCAGAUUGUGGAUUAGGAUUAUGGUGAUGGUAAAGAGGCCUUCCAACCUCAAAGAUGAACCAUUAAAAUCCCAGUUUCAACCUGCAAAAAGCUGCUAAGCCAUCAGACGGACGGCUUGAUCACUGCAAAGCCAAUAAAUAUAUUUUCAAUGAUUAUUGAGAAGGUUGUAAAUAAUUUUCAAUGUGACAGAUUUUAAUAAAAUGUGAAUAACAACUGCAAAGGGAAACAUUUUGCACAUUUUUUCUGUGUUUGGUUAUUUAUUUAGAGAUGCCCGACUCACUUCCUGGUAGAAAUGUUAGUAUUUGGCUAAAUUAAUCCAAAUAUUAGCAUUUCGUUGAGCUUUUGGAUGUUUGGCCACUUCCUUGUAACGGGUCAUCUGAAUGAAUCCAUUUCCUGGUUCUGAUCCAGCUUUACAGAAAAGCGUACAACUUUUCACUGAGCUUGCACUUUUGUUAAAAAAACAAAA